Messenger RNA from Ostertagia ostertagi, 1890 nucleotides. The record is from the annotation of a GenBank genome assembly. Lineage: Eukaryota; Metazoa; Nematoda; Chromadorea; Rhabditida; Trichostrongylidae.
AUGGCUUCUACCGAGGAGUUGGAUGGUCAAGUACGGCCUAAUGAGGGCGAGCCAACUGCACUCCCAUCUAAACGUGGACGGUGGAACAUUGGCAGCUUUGUAGAAGACAUGCAACUUGGAGCCAUUAAUGGCCACAUAGGCGACUUACAUACCGGCAUAGUGCACCAGAAGGAUGUUCUCGGGCAUACUGGAUGUGUGAAUGCCGUUGAAUUCAACAAAACCGAGGAUAUGCUAGCAAGUGGUUGGCGCGACGACAUGCGUGUUUUCGUCUGGCACGUCUCAGAUCUCAUGUUGGAGGAAGCACCAAAGCCUGCCGUAGUCAUGGAGCGAGGCCAUAACUCAAACAUUUUCUGCUACCAAUUUUCGCUAGAUGGUGGUGAACUGUUUUCUGGUGGCAAUGAUGGCGUAGUGCUACGUCACGAUGUUACAACACGCACGCAGCCGUUUGAGUGUUUUAUGAAGAGCGUCAUCCCGUGUACAGCAUAUCGGCUAAUCUGCAAUUCUUCUCACUUUCGCCAUAGACCAAGAAGAAAUGUCACGCUCAAAGAUCCUGUUCAGCCUAUCGACAUCAACAUCGUGGCGGCAUCCCGAGAAGGUGGAGUGGUGUCUUUUUAUGAUCGCAGAGAAACUAAAGAAGGUUCUUUCUGCCUUAUAGAUGAAGGUCAACUUUUUCGUGGCCAGUACAAUCCCGCCAAUGCGCUUUUCUUCGCUACAGCUUCAAACCGGGGUGUGCGUCUCAUGAACUUCGAACCGCCGCUGCUUGACCUGAGAACAUUUGUGAGUGAAGCGAUCUAUGUGGAGUGGAAUUCAACGGGCACUGCUCUCACCGCCUUGCAGUCACACUCCAAUCCGAUCUAUAUUGACCUUACUGAUCACCGCCGCGUUGAACUGAAAGAUCCAGAAUACAGCAACGUUCACACAAUCAAGUCUGUGACGUUCAUGGAUGAUGGCAUGGUGAUGACAGGCAGUGAUGAUUUCAAUAUUUAUGCAUGGCAAAUACCGGCUUCUAGUCAAGCACAAGAGAAUGAGAACAUCUCGGAAGCCACGUUUGUGCUCAAAGGUCAUCGGUCCAUAGUAAAUCAUGUGAGAUACAGCCCGAGCAACAGAAUAAUUUCUUCAUGUGGAGUGGAGAAAAUCAUCAAGGUGUGGAGUUCUUUGCCCAUACCAGCUUCAUACGACAAGCCGAGAAUCCGAGUAAAGAAAACUCUGCUUUCUGAAUUGAGUUUUGAUGAAGGAGUGGCAGUGGACGACACCGCUGAGGACCUCAACAUGUUGAAUUAUUUCGAUCAGUUGGAUAAUCUAUCACGAAUGCAGGCGUAUGAUCCCAAUGAGGAGACAGAUGGAGACAACGUUGUCGUGAAUGUCGAUUUGGAAGGCCUGCGAGCGCAUUUGAUGGGGCUGGAAACCUCCGAUGAGGGCAGUGCCAGCGACGGAAAUGACUACGAUUUCGAGCAUGUAAACGACGUUGGUGAAGAAGGUUCGGCAGACGAUGAGACUUCCGCAAGAGGCUCAUUAAGAGCACAGCGUAGGCGUCGGUGGAGGAUGAUGCGGAGGAACAGUCACGAAAGGCGAGGAUCUGAAAAUAAUCCUGCAGAGUCUGGGUCUUCUCCUUCUUGGGAGGUUCUCAACGAACAUGAAGAAGUUGAAGCUUCUUCUGAUGAGGAGACCGAAGGACCUCGUAAGCGUGUGAAGAGGAACGCAGAGUCGAGUGAUUCUUCGGAUGACGAGUUCGCCGUAUGUGAGAGCGGCAUCCCAAUUGACGCCUGGCCUGUUAGAGGAAGCGAACCACCUGCUUCUCAAAUGUUUCUCGUCUACCACUGCUGUCAACAUAGCGAUUUCAGAAGGCUCAUUCGUUGUCGAGCUCGAAAAGUUAGCUUUUGGAAUGAGUAA